This is a messenger RNA of Quercus lobata, 1998 nucleotides long. RefSeq names its product serine/threonine-protein kinase STY13-like. Gene Ontology annotation, molecular function: ATP binding; protein kinase activity. Gene Ontology annotation, biological process: signal transduction; protein phosphorylation. The transcript has 3 exons. The coding region runs from base 415 to 1665 and encodes 416 amino acids. Gene Ontology annotation, cellular component: cytoplasm. Lineage: Eukaryota; Viridiplantae; Streptophyta; Magnoliopsida; Fagales; Fagaceae. The record is from RefSeq and is a predicted model, not a curated record.
AAGGAAGGUGAGAGAGAGAGAGAGAGAGAGAGAGAGAGAGCAUAGAUAGCAAAUAGCAAUCAUCGAAGACCAGAAGAAUUGGUAGAGAGAGAGAGAGAGAAAAGACUGACUGAGUAAGCCCUCUCUGACUCUGACUCUAUAGACUCCCAGACCCUCUUCUCUUUCUCUCCUUCAUUCCAUUCUCAACACACAAACCAACACAACACACACAAAAAAAAAAAAGUCUUCACCUUUUCUCUUCUCUCUCUCUCUGAUCGGAGCUCGAUCUCUUCUCUCUUAUCUUCACUCUUUCUCUGUUUCGAUCGGAGAAUCGGAAACCUCUCUCCAUCGAGGGUUUAAUUAAGUGGAUUGAGUUUGCAAUUUCUGAUGCAGAAGAAAUAAGGAGGCUUGCUAGAUUUGCUUGUCAGUCAGAAAAUGUUGGAGGGUGGUCCAAAGUUCGCAGGAAUAAUAGACCUUAACAAAAAUGACAACAACUAUUACGACUUGUCCCAAGGGUUUUACCAGAAACUUGGUGAGGGUACCAACAUGUCAAUUGACAGUGUUGGCAGUUUACAAACAAGUACUGGCGGAGGCUCUGUUGCAAUGUCUAUAGAUAACAGCAGUGUUGGAUCAAAUGAUUCUCGUACUCGCAUUUUGAACCACCAAGGCUUGCGGAGGCGAGCUAAUGACAAUUACUCUGUGCAACACAGCGUUAAUCGUCGUGGAAAAGUCACACAUGCUCUCAGUGAUGAUGCACUGGCCCGAGCUCUAAUGGACAGUAAUACCCCUACUGAGGGGCUUGAGAAUUUUGAUGACUGGACAAUUGAUUUAAGGAGGCUUAAUAUGGGCGAUGCUUUUGCUCAAGGGGCUUUUGGGAAACUGUACAGAGGUACUUACAAUGGUGAGGAUGUUGCCAUCAAAAUUUUGGAAAGGCCAGAAAAUGACCUGGGAAGGGCUCAGUUGAUGGAGACACAGUUUCAGCAGGAAGUGAUGAUGUUGGCUACACUUAAGCAUCCAAACAUAGUUCGCUUCAUCGGUGCAUGCCGGAAACCAAUGCUUUGGUGCAUUGUGACUGAGUAUGCAAAGGGUGGUUCAGUUCGGCAGUUCCUGACAAGGCGCUCAAACCGAUCAGUUCCAUUGAAAUUAGCUGUCAAGCAAGCCUUGGAUGUAGCAAGGGGGAUGGCUUAUGUUCAUGGACUUGGAUUGAUCCAUAGGGACCUAAAAUCUGAUAACCUGUUGAUUUUCGCAGACAAAUCAAUUAAAAUUGCUGACUUUGGGGUUGCGCGGAUAGAGGUGCAGACUGAAGGAAUGACACCUGAGACAGGGACAUACCGCUGGAUGGCUCCGGAGAUGAUCCAGCACAGGCCUUACACACAGAAAGUGGAUGUGUAUAGUUUCGGGAUUGUUCUCUGGGAACUCAUAACAGGAAUGCUACCAUUCCAGAACAUGACAGCUGUGCAGGCAGCAUUUGCAGUCGUUAACAAGGGAGUUCGUCCAAUAAUACCCAGUGACUGCUUACCUGUUCUCAGUGAUAUCAUGACCCGGUGCUGGGAUGCCAACCCUGAUGUCAGGCCCCCUUUCAUGGAAGUUGUCAGAAUGCUGGAGAACGCAGAGACAGAGAUUAUGACUACUGUCCGCAAGGCUCGUUUCAGGUGUUGCAUGAGCCAACCUAGGACAAUGGAGUGAUCCUAUCAGAGAAACAUUAAAUGAGAAAACAAUCAGCAGAACAUAAAAAGUAAAAAAGAAACUGGAAAAAAGAGAAAAAGAGGCAGAAGGAGGUGAUUACAUUUGUAGCCUUGUGUAUUUAUGAGUUGGAAUUUCUUUCUGAAGAUAGAAAAAGGAAAAGGUAUGAUAAAACUUUUGGUUUUGGUGUUUCAACAUGAAUGGAUUCCAUUUGCUGAAUUAGUGAUAGAAAAGGAGAUUGAUGUGUAUGUAUAAUUCUCACUCUGCUUUGUAUUAACCUAUACCUUGUUUAGCUGUUGUGCUUUCUUGAGAAAUACAGCUCUCUCUCUCUCUCUC